Messenger RNA from Limulus polyphemus (Atlantic horseshoe crab), 4682 nucleotides. Its product is annotated as myosin-J heavy chain-like. The coding region runs from base 18 to 3794 and encodes 1258 amino acids. The record is from RefSeq and is a predicted model, not a curated record. The transcript has 4 exons. NCBI's taxonomy places the organism in Eukaryota, Metazoa, Arthropoda, Merostomata, Xiphosura, Limulidae.
CAAAAAGUGAAGUACUUAUGAAAAACUGUUUAAAAAAUAUAGAGCAACAUAAUGAUGUUCUUACUACAAAACAAGGAACUAAAGAGCAAAUGACGCUAGGAAAUAUUAAUACUUCUCAGAACUUCAUUGAAAUAACUGACAGUUUGGCUGAUUCAGCAGUUGCAGGAACACCACAAGCAGCAGUAUCUUUCAGAUUAGUGUCUUCGCCAAAACAAGAAGAAAAUAGAAAAGUCCAUUCAAAAUCUAGCGCUGCCCAACCCUCUUUAAUUUCCGAAAGCAAUUUAGAAAAGAAAGAACCAGAAGUAGUGAAUCAGAUUUGUCUUAAUAGCACUCAGAAUGAAUUAACCAUGAGUAAUCCUCCAAUGUCCUUUACUAAAAUAAAUACAAACAUUGAUGGUUCAAUGAUACUGCCAGACAGUUUAUUGGACACUGAGGAAAUUUCUCUGAAGGAUAUUGAAAAAUGUAUGAAAAAACCCAUAAGAAAGACUUUUACUAUUCAUGUGGACACUCAAGACUGGGAGCAACUGAACAGUAAGAGUAUGAAUACAUUAGAAAUGUUUAAUGAACUUUGUUCUGAAGCUGCCUCUAAGGAGGGUUGUAAAGAUUCUAAGGAAGAAAUUGAAGAAGUAGCUCAUGAUUUUUCAUGUACUCAGAAGAGGGAAGAAAUGUAUACAGAAACAAUGAAAGAACAUAAUGAAACACAAAUAUCAAAUGUGUCUACUCAUGUUAAAAACAAUAAAUCUUGUACUUUGAAAGUUGAGGAUUCUUCCUUAGAUACCAAGAAAUUAGAACCAUCUUGCAAUUUAGAAAUAAGUUCAUAUAACAAUUUAAAGACAAGUUAUUCAUGCCCCAAAAUUAUUUCACUUUGUCCUCUAAAUGAAGGAAAUGACAAAAACUUCUCACUUAAUGAAAAUACAGAACUUGAAAAGAUUUCGGAAGAAAAGUUGUCUAAAAUACUUAAAAAUACUUCAUCAAGUUGUGAAAAGAGCAACGAUGUUAUAUCACAAUUUAGAAGAAAUGAUUCAAUGACACCAUCUUUAGAUUUAAAUUCUCAGCAGUUUGUUGCAACAUCUCUCAUUCCUAAUGUCAACAAGAGUUACGUGAAACGGUGGGAGAUAUUGCUAGAAACAAUCACAAAUAGCAGUACAAGUAAAACUAUCAAGCUCUCUGAUUCCACUGUAAAACUGGAAGUAACCAUUGAAAAUGAAACCCUUGUUCUUUCAGUUUCUUCUGUUUCUGACAAAGAAAAGAAGGAUGUCACCACUCAGGUAGAUACGGGUUUUUGCUUGAAAGCUAAUCACAAAAGCAUUCAGACAGAUCAAUCAUUGUUUAUUGAAGAUAAAGAAAAGGACCAAUGCUAUGGUAACCUGCAGAAUGAGGGUACAAAACAGAUAACUUGUGUUGAUAGAAAUAGCAUAGAAAAUUUGAACCAGUUAAUUCAAAAAGAUUUUACAACAUCUUCCAGAGAAGAUGUUAAGCCUGGUCUAGUUCUGAAUCAGAGUGCAGCUACUUUUGAGGAACAGAAUUUUAGAGUUGGCUUUAAUGAAAAUGUUAAACUUAAUAAUUCUGACAAGGACUCAUUGGUGCAUAUAAAACUAGAUAAUCCCAGUAACUCAAGACUAGAAAUAUUUCAACCUGUGAUUACAUAUGAGUGUGGUCCUAACAGUGUGUCUGAUUUGACUACUUGUAAUGAGAAAGUAGAUGUUUAUAAGGCUACCAUUCAAGAAGCCAAAUCAGUUUCUAGUUUAAAUAAAAUGGAUCAUGUUAUAAACACUGGCACUGUAGAGGUUGCAAAAACUGAUUCAAAAAGCAGUGACAUGAAGAUAUUUGAAAAAAAUCAUUCUAAUACUACAACUUUUAAAAAAUCAUUUACAGAAAAUAUAAAAAGUAGAGGCCAAAGCUUUGUUGAUAAGAAAGAAAAAUCUUAUUUAAACUCUGAAAAAAGUGAUUUUACUCUAGAAAUCAUCAGCCCAUCAGUACAAGACGAUGAGAACAGUAAUUCACAAUCUGUUUUGUUUGACAAGCUGAUUUCAGCAUAUAAAAUUUCUUCAUCUGAUGCUGAUGCAUUGUUUGCAGCUGAACUCAUUGAUCCUCUGGAGACUUUGACCACAAGACAACAGUCAUCGGGAACUGUAUCUUGUACAUCUAGAAAACUGAAACCAAUCAAAGAGUCUAAUGAUAGAAGUGAGCAAGACUUACUAACAACAGAAAACUUAAACAACAGAUGUGAUGAAACAAGAGCUUUGGUUAAUACAGAAUUGUACAAAUUUGCUGAUGAGAGUGUUCAAGAAAAAAAAUGUAACCAACAGGAAAUGUCACUUUGUGAUAAUGACCAAACAAAAUUAUGUCAUAAGGUGCUUAGAAGAAAAAAAUUUCAUCGAAUAAGACAACUUUCUGAUUCAUCAGACAGUUCAGAUGAAGAACUGCUUGAUGUGAAAGGAAACUUGAAACGUACAGCUGUGAUCAGUAAUGUAGAAAGACAGCCACCACAGUUAUCAAAUGAGAUGUUAAAGGAAGAAGAUCGACAAAAUCAGUCGUCAACACAGCUCUAUAAACAGGAUAAUCAAUUGCAAAGACUAGGUCAGUACGUUGAAAAAUGUCAUAAGUUUUCCGCUGAAAAUACUUAUGUAGAAGAAAGAUUCCAAUGGCCAUCUAAUGAAAUAUAUAUUUCAAAAGGACAAACUUGUAAGUUAUUCCAGGAACACAGCACAAAAGGAAUGUGUGAAGAAGAACACCAGAAAACUAAUUUAUUGGAAGGGCAUUCCGAAUUUACAGGACAGAAAUCGAACACUCUAGAUCCAUCACAUAGGCCAGCCCAAAAUUCAGAAGAACAGUUUGACUUCACAGAACAGCUGCGUGAUGCAAAAUUAUUAGAUCAGUUAACAGACCAAAAAGAGAAUUUGAAAGAAAUCAAUUCUUCACAGUGCUCUGAAGAACUCGUGAAAAAACCUUUUACUUUGAAUACUGACAUUGACAACAAAGACCUAUUUGAACAGUCUGUGAAUCAUUCAGUGGUUUGUGUGAACGAAGUAUCUACAAAUUUUGACGAGUCUUGCAGACAAGUGGGAAAUCUGGUUAAUACUUUUCCAGGAGCUGACCAUCAAACCCAAGAUAUUUUAGAUAGACAGAAAGAACCUCUGGAUAGCAAGGCUGUGUUAAUGGAAGAUUUAAGUAAAAGCCAAGUGUCUUCGUGGAACAAAAAUGAACUUGAAGUCCUUGAAAAAUCUUUGCAGCAGGAUACUCAAUCAAGUAAUAUUUUAUCCCACAUUCAAGUUUCAUGCCGAAAGGAUGUCCUUCCUAGGCAGAUAUCUACUUUUACAUCACAAGAAACUCAGAGAUCAGGUGCAACUUCUAACGACAUGACAACAUCAAGUGCCUGGUCAAGUCAAGGGGAAUCUUUAAGUGGGGAUCCAGACCUAAUUAAAAAGGAGAUAGAGGAAAUGAAACAAAGAAUCUUACAAAUGGAAGCAUUAAUCAAUGGAUCUAGACCUAUAUGCAAUUCAAAAGACAUUACGCUAGGGGACCAAGAUUUGGAUAACAACAGUCAUCAGAAAACUUUGCUACCUGUGCAGAAUAUAAGCUCAAAACAAAAAAAUUCUUAUGAUGAUCGUACAUCAAGAGGGAAAACAAGCAGCUGGGACUUUAAGAAUGAUGAGGAUAGUGGGGAAGAAAGUGAUGAUUUAUUUAAUACAGUAUCGCCAACACCACCUAAACGGUUACGUCCAGAUAAUUGUACAAGCUUAUUAGUAUCUUUUUCAUCAGCUAUGAAGAGAAAUAAAACAUGUCAUACCUGAAUUUUAUUGCAUGCUGAAACUUUUCUGUUGCAUAUAUUGCAGGCUUAUUGCUGUAUAGUUGCCCGUCAGUUACUAAUUUAGCAAGUUUCUUUGUUAGUAUACACUUUGUUUUGUUAGAAAUAACAGAGGCAUGUGGUGUCUGUUUCAUUACAUACAUUGAAAGUUUAUUAAUUUAGGUUUGGCCACACAUGUUCAGUAAUGAUACUGCAGACUUAGAACUAUUUUUGCCAUGUUAAGAAAUAUAACAACUUUGUGCUUUUAGAAUUAGAGGUAUUGCUUACUUCACACUUGGAGUAGAUUUUGUACAGUGUCAUUACCAUUUGUAAUGCUUUAUUAUAGUUUACAUUGUGUGAGGAUGCUAAUAUCGGAUUUAAGAAAAAUGAACACACAUUACUUUGGCAACAUGUAAAGUAGUACAUAAAAGAAACAGUUUGUUUUGUACAUUUAUGUAUUCAUAUGUAAUAUAAAUGAGACCAACUAAAGUUAAAGAUAACUGAAUCGGGACAAAAAUUAUGUCUACCAUUGCAAGAAUAGUAUAUUGUAUUAUGAAAUGUAUUUCUCUUAUAAAACUAAAUGUUAUCGUUAAAGCAAGCCUAAGAAUUGUGAAGGUGUUUGUUCUUUUCAGAAAUAUUCAGUGCCAAGACAUGCACCAUAUAAUUUUAUCAAAAGCUAUUAUUUUUGAAAGAAAUGGGACAUAAAACAUAGAAAUAAAUCUUAACAGUGAAAUAAUGGAAAAGUAGUCGCUAUAUAUUUGGUAUGAUAAGAAGAAGAUGAAUUGGUUCAUAUGUUUUUUUUGAAACUUCUAAAUUUGAGAUGUUGUGUAGUAUGUUUAUAUAAAGUAUUUUGAUUUAACUAGCAUUUCACUUGAGUGAAACAUUUUCACUCAUA